UAUAAUGAGGUGAAGUGAUGCUGAAGAUUAGUGGGGUGUGGCUAUAAAGAGGCUUGCCGAAAAUUCACAUCUCCUUCCAUUCUUCCUCAAUUCCUUCUUCCCCUCUCACAAAAGAAAUUAAAUGGGCAACUGCCAAGCCAUUGAUAGUGCAACUCUUGUGAUACAACAUCCAAAUGGAAGAGUAGACAAGCUGUAUUGGCCUGUUUCUGCAAGUGAAAUCAUGAAGAUGAAUCCCGGCCAUUACGUCGCCCUCCUCCUCACCACCACCUUGUAUUCCUCCACCGCCGCCGCCGCCGCCAAGAACAGCGCUAGUGUAGAUAACAGCAACACCCCUCUUCGAAUAACGAGGAUUAAACUUCUUAGGCCAACUGACACUCUCGCUCUUGGCCAUGUAUAUAGGCUUGUCGCAUCUAAAGAAGUGAUGAAAGGGUUGUGGGCUAAGAAACAGGCUAAGAUGAAGCAGCAACAAUUAGAGGGUGCUGACAAAAUCAUGCCAGAGAAAAUAAGUCCAGAAUUCGAAGCAGAAAUUAGGAAAACUGAAAUGGAGAAGACUGAAAAGGUGAAGCAUGAAAGGCAGAGAUUGAGAAAUAAUAAUACAGCAGUAAAUUCCGGCGUAUCAAAGUCCAGGGGCUGGCAACCAUCAUUAAAAGCAAUUUCUGAAGCUGGAAGCUGAUUUUUUUUUUUUCGGCCUGUUGUUGGAUUGAGGAUUUAAAACUAGCUAGUUCAAAACCAGGCAAAUUCAAGAGGUUAAUUUUGAAGGGUUGAUUGAAUGAAUAACAGAUCCUGUUUUGAAUAGAUAUUCUAAUCAUCUGCUUCUUCUCAUGUAUAUCCAACUCUCUCUCUCUCUCGUACGUUUCCAUUUUCUCUGUUUUAUUUUAAAUUUGAAGGAUUAGAUUUCCGGUAGAAAUAAAUUAAUUUUAGCAAUUUUAUAAGUAAAUGAUGGAUGCCACAUUUUGUAAUUUAUGAAAAAUAACUAUUCGUAUAAAUAAUACAAGGCAUUUUUGUCCUUUCUAA
This is a messenger RNA of Salvia miltiorrhiza (redroot sage), 1014 nucleotides long. RefSeq lists its product as uncharacterized. The transcript has 3 exons. The coding region runs from base 122 to 673 and encodes 183 amino acids. The record is from RefSeq and is a predicted model, not a curated record. NCBI's taxonomy places the organism in Eukaryota, Viridiplantae, Streptophyta, Magnoliopsida, Lamiales, Lamiaceae.